Molecule: messenger RNA, 1958 nt
Organism: Anoplopoma fimbria (sablefish)
Lineage: Eukaryota; Metazoa; Chordata; Actinopteri; Perciformes; Anoplopomatidae
Exons: 5
Coding region: 17-895 (292 amino acids)
Biological process (GO): immune response; T cell costimulation; negative regulation of T cell proliferation
Cellular component (GO): external side of plasma membrane
Source: RefSeq, a predicted model, not a curated record
GUUCAUUUUGUCUGGGAUGCAUCACAGCUUCAUAGUGACGAAAUGGGGAUGGACACAGUGGAUAUUCUUCUUCUUUAUGGUCGCAGGUACUCGCUCUCUGGUCACAGUCCACCAGCCUCCUGUGCUCACCACUGCUCUGGGUCAUGAUGUUAUGAUGCCGUGCCAACUCAACCUCUCCCCCGAUGAGAGAAUGGUGACCCCGCCGGUUCUGUACUGGCUCUACGUAACACAGGACAACACUAACAACCCCAGACUGUGGGUCCCCACUGAGAAAUACGAGGGGCGUGUUGAACUUCUGGACAAAAAUCGGACCACUUCAGACAAGUCCAUAGUCUUGAAGAAUGUCCAGUGGGCCGACAGUGGGAGGUACCUGUGCAAACUGUCCAUCACCACACACAAGGAUAAAAGCUUCAGGAGGAAAGGAAAUGAAACUUCACUGAAGGUUUAUGACACCAUGAUCUUUAACCUCACCACCCACAACGACUCUCUGCUCUGGUGCGAAGUAAACGUGACCCCGGACCCCGGAUUUGUUUUGUCCAUUUUUCAUAAUGGCUGCACACUGCAACCUCCUGAGCAUGCUCCACGGGAUGCGGGCGCAGGUCUGCCCUACGUCACGCUCUCCAAGAACAUCCGUCUGAGGAGUGAAGGAGUAUACGAGUGUCAGCUGCAGCUGAACGGAGAACUGAUAACUAAAAGGAUCUUCCACUACCAGCCGGAGGUGACUGAAGUUGGAGGAGACGCUGACAAAAAUGGUUCCCUAACAUGUUCAACAGCUGUCUUCGAGCCAAGUGUGGUGGUGUUUCCUGAGCCGUGGAUCCUGUACAUUGCUCUCCUCCUGGUGCCAAUCAUCAUCCUGCUGAGCAUCGUAACUACCAUGCUGAUGCACAGAUGCUGAGGUUGUCAACAUCUGGCUGAAACAGGAAAAAGUAAGCAAUGGUGAUCCAGGCUCUACAGCAAAGGCAACAUCAGAACCAGGGACAUCAGCUUCUGCCCAUUAAAGUUAAAAGGGGAGGACUUUGAAACAGACUACAGGCAUAACUGUUCCUUCUUAAUUCAGGGGUAGAACCCGUCAAAAUCCCAAUGCAUCAUAACGGUCCACCACGGCUGUCCCAUUUACAAAAACACAGCCAGCCCACAGAAUCCACAAUGAACCAAUCAGCAUCUUCAUGGUACUUUCCGGUUCAUUGUUAAGUCUAUAUCCAAAGCCGGGAAAAAACCUGGUGUUUUCCGAGCUCACGCUGCCACCAUCAAAAAUAACCACCGUUAAAUAUACCAAAUGAUGUGGAUUUUUAAGGUAAAAAUGCAAGUUGUGGGUUCCUAUGACUAAAGCAAACCACAACACACUAUGUGUCUAUGUUUAUACAUUUAAGGAAGACGUAACAAACAAUUUAUUUUUCCUGGUGUGACAUCUGCGGCCUCCUGUAACUAUUUGUCUACUAUCUCAGAAUGUAAACUGUAUAUGACUGUGAAUAAUAUUGCAUAGAGAGGUAAUAGAGUAUCAAAGGGAAUAUGAAAUUAUAGACUAUGUUAUUGCUCUUAUUUAUUCAUUCUGACUGAUCUUUUGUUAAAUGUACAGUCUCAUGUUGAUACUAGUCAUAUGUUGUGACUUUGGUUUUGAUUUCGCAGGAACGGUUUGCUCUUAAUCAGAAAUCGAAGGAAAUCCCUGCCCACGCCUUCCUCUUUCAUUCUAAAUGUAAAUGUCUGGUUCGCCUUUCUUUUGGAGCAUCAGUUUCAGAAAUGCAGCGAAAUGGCACUGGCUUAACUUAAAGCAAAAACCUAAACAACAUGCAAUAAAUAAAAAAUCUGUGGCUGAAACUGAGAGACAAAACUCAAAUCACCUUUUAAUUAAAAAGUAUUGUAUAUCGCUGCAUCAAGCCUUUUUGUACAAGAGUCCCUGAAGCAUGAGUGGAUAUUUAUCGUAUGUGUUCUUGCUGUUAUUGAAGUUAAUCCACAUAUUU